AUGAAUGAACGAGCUGAUUCAACUCAAAAAGAAGAAAAACAUACAACAACUACUGCAGAUCAAGUAAAAAGUUUUCAUCAACUGAUUAUAGAUCGUCUUAAUGUGGAAUACGAUCAUUUCGUUGAAUUAUCAUCUGCAACAUUAAAACAAAUAAGCAUCACUGAAGAGGUUAUAGUCUUGCUUCAAAAUGGACAAUAUUGAACAGCCCAAGGCAAAGACAACGGUGCCAUGAACAGUAUUAAACGGUAAAAAAAACGGUAAAAUACGGCGAAAAACGGUUUCAAAACGUCGUCGUAAUCCGGUGAUCCAGAAAUGUAUGGAAAUAAGGCGCAAAACGACAGCCGGUUUCUAGUGAAAAAACGGCACGUAUUCUGGGUUGACGGAUUACGGUGAAAUACGACGAAAGAUAAGGCAGUAAAAUGCUGUUUUAUAGUCUUUGCAGGCUGUUUAAGACGCCGUUUCCGACAUCCGGAAUGGUAAACAUGCGACUUUGUAUUGUCGCUGGCCAUAGAACAUGUUCAGAUAACCAUAUUAUAUUAAAUUUUAAUUCUGCCAAAACAUUAACGAUGUUCAACAAAUAUUUGUUGCACCGUUCAAAGAUACGUUACCAAUAACAACCGUUGAUUUAUAUGAAGUUUAUUUAAUGCGAUAUUUUUCGUCAACUGAUAAAUCAAAAAUAUAUAAUGACAAUGUAUUUAUUGUACAUGUUGCUAUGGAAUUUAAAGUUACUGUGUUACAGUCAACAUCAUAUUCAUUUCUCACCCCUCGAUCAGAUAUCUUUUCUUCGAUAUCUUCUUUUUCUUUGUUUCUUUGAUAUAUCCCUUUCUUCUCGUUAUUCGUGUGAUAUAUUGUAUUCGCUCUUUGUGAUCGACACAUAUAUACCCGUCUUCAACUUUUUCUCCUUCUCUUCAUAUAUAGUUUUAUAUAUAUACACAUAUAUACAUUUUUUCUUUCUUCCGUUCAUUUUUUUUCCAUUUUUUUGUAUUGUUACUGUUAAACUUUUUCUCCUUGUAUUCUGUCAGAUAUGUGUGCGGACACACAUCUUUUUUCUGCAUGGGUCGACUGUUACAGUCAACACCAUAUUCAUUUCUCACCCCUCGAUCAGAUAUCUUUUAUUCGAUAUCUUCUUUUUCUUUGUUUCUUUGAUAUCUCCCUUUCUUCUCUUUAUUCGUGUGAUAUAUUGUAUUCGCUGUUUGUGAUCGACACAUAUAUAUACACGUCUUCUUUUUUUCUCUCUCUAGUUAGUCGUG
Molecule: messenger RNA, 1250 nt
Organism: Adineta steineri
Lineage: Eukaryota; Metazoa; Rotifera; Eurotatoria; Adinetida; Adinetidae
Source: the annotation of a GenBank genome assembly